Messenger RNA from Engraulis encrasicolus (European anchovy), 4370 nucleotides. Its product is annotated as guanylate-binding protein 1-like. Bases 483 to 2399 code for a protein of 638 amino acids. Lineage: Eukaryota; Metazoa; Chordata; Actinopteri; Clupeiformes; Engraulidae. The record is from RefSeq and is a predicted model, not a curated record. Gene Ontology annotation, molecular function: GTPase activity; GTP binding. The transcript is spliced from 12 exons.
AAGCAGGAAGUUAAUCACAGCAACUCGUCUCUGUCAGUUCAUAACGGGGUAUAAUAGCAAGUACUCAGCUUUUUCUUUUUUCAAAUUUCGUUCCACCAGUUAAGCGGCCUAUUGACAAAAACAAUGACCUAAAGUGGAACACAAUCUUCACUCUGUGCCGAAGAAUCUUCUCUCUGAAAACAGCACCGCCUCUCCAUGCAUUGGGUCUUUUGCAGGGUUGCCUUACCCUUCUACUGUCUGUGCUUGCUGGAUGACAUAUAACAAGGAGGGCGCCUUUAUAGGAUAAAGAGUGUUUGUGUUGGCGGUUGUUUUGUUGGAUAAUCACAUUAACAGGUGGAUAGUCUAUGCUGUGCGUUCACAUUAAUAGGCGAUAAUCUGGGUUAAUUUUUCAGUGAGCUUUUUACUUUUUUUGUGGAAUUCAACACUUAUAGGACACAUCUAGGACUUCAUUCCAGCUGAGACCACUAAGCUACUUCCUAAAGAUGGCAUCAGUGUCAAUGCAGAGACCUGUAUGCUUGGUGGACAAUGGGCCUGAUGGGAACAUGAUUGUCCAGCAGGAUGCCCUGCAGAAGCUACAGCACAUCCAGCAGCCGGUGGUGGUGGUGGCUGUGGUGGGGCUCUACCGCACGGGGAAGUCCUACCUCCUGAACAGACUAGCUGGGAAACAGACAGGCUUUGCCCUGGGCAGCACCAUUGAGGCCAGAACCAAAGGAAUAUGGAUGUGGUGUGUGCCUCACCCAGAGAAACCAGGACACACUCUUGUGCUGCUGGAUACCGAGGGGCUAGGGGACGUGGAAAAGGGAGACUCCAAACACGACACCCAGAUCUUCUCUCUGGCUGUUCUGUUGAGCAGUACUCUGGUCUACAACAGCAGAGGAACCAUCGACAACAGAGCAGUGGAGGAGCUGCAAUAUGUAACUGAGCUGGCAGAGUUUAUCAAAGUGAAGUCAACAGAUGAAGAGGGAGAAGACUCUGAGUUUGUGAAGUUUUUCCCCACAUUCAUCUGGGCUGUGAGGGACUUCACUCUGGAGAGGAAGAUCGAUGGGAAAGACGCAACAGAGGACGAAUACUUGGACUUCGCUUUGCAGCUGAAACUUGGUACUGGCAGAAAAGUGGCCGAAUACAACCUUCCUCGGGAGUGCAUCCAGAGGUACUUCCCAUCCCGGAAGUGUUUCACCUUCCCGUUCCCAACUAACCCGGACAAUGUGAAGAAUCUGGAGAAUUUGGCCCUGUCUGAUCUGGCCUCGGAAUUCCUGGAUGUGUCGGCACGAUUCUGCUCCUACGUCUAUGAGCACAGUCCAGUGAAGCAACUGAAGGAUGGAUUCUUAGUGGAUGGCAGAGUCUUUGGCCAUAUGGUGAAACUGUAUGUGGACACCAUAGCAAAUGGUGGAAUCCCGUGCUUGGAGAAUGCAGUGGUUGCCAUGGCGCAGAUUGAGAAUGAGGCUGCUGUGAAGGACGGGCUGUUGUUGUACAAGGAGGAGAUGUCGAAGCUGAAGAGUAGCUUCCCCAUGUCUCUGAAAGACUUCACCUCUGCACACCAAAGCCUUAACAAGCACGCCAUAGAGGCUUUUGUGAAGCGCUCUUUCAAAGACGAUGAGGGGAAGCACAUGAAAUCACUGGAGGACUCUGUAAAUGAGCUGUUCAACAACUUCCUGAAGGAGAAUGAGGAGGCGUCUGUGAUCCUCUGUAAGAAUAUCCUCUCAGAUCUGUCUGGCCCACUGACAGCCAAACUGCAGCAAGGGCUCUACACGACAGCCGGAGGCUAUCAGCUCUUCAGUAAAGACACGGAAGACAUUGUGAACAGCUACAACAAAAAAACCAAAGGAGCACUGAAGGCUGAGGAGGUGCUGAAGGAGUUUCUGAAGCAGAAGAAGCAGGAGGCUGAUGCCAUCUUGCAGGCUGACAAGAAUCUGAGCCAGAAGGAGAAAGAGAUAUGCGAGGAGCGCCAGCGUGCUGCGGUGAUGCAACAGGAGGUCCGGGCGGCUCAAGAGCAACAGCGCGUUCUGGAGGAGAAGAUGGAGGCCGAGCGUGUCAAUGGAGAGGAGCGAAUGCGGCAGCUCAGAGUCAAGAUGGAGAAGGACAUCGAGCUCCAGAAAAAACAGAAUGAACGCGCCAUGGAUUGCAAACUACGUGAACAGGAGAAGCUUCUGGAGAAGAACUUCAAGGACAAAGCCGAUCGCUUGAACGAGGAAAUGGAGGAGGUGAGGAAGAGGGCUGCGGAGGCGGAGAACGCACGCAGUCAGGAGUUCAGGGAGAGGAUGGAGGCCAUGGAGCGCCGCCAUGACGACGCCAUGGAGAUGAUGAAGAAGCAGCAGGAGCAGCUGGAGGAGCAGCAGAGGAUCAUGAACGAGCGGCUGCCACCCAAGAAGGAAGAUGAUAGCAGCUGUGUAAUUUUGUAAUACUGCAUCCUUCAUCACCAUCAUGUCAUUCUGUAAUGCAUCACCAUCACAUUUUUAUUUAUUUAUUUUUUUCACUUUUUUGGGGGUCUUUUUCGACUUUAUUCGACUGGACAGUGUGAGAGGUGGACAGGAAACAAAUGGGGAGAGAGACGGGGAAGGAUCGGCGAAGUACCCGGGCUGGGAAUCAAACCCGGGUCAGCCGCAUGGUAGACGAGUGCACUUUCUUAAAUCAAGAUUGUGUAUAGAAUACAUGGUGUCUUGUUAAGGACUUAGGAAGAAUGAGACAUGGACUUGGACUUGAUUUGGCUUGGGUAUGACUUGGACUAUAGGGUCAGAGGUGUCUUAAAGAUGGCCUCUCAACGUCAUUUGAUUAAUAUUGCUGUGUUCCCCAUUGUUAUUGAAUGUGUUACGCGUUGGUCCUGUUUUAAAAAACGUUCUGGUUGCUUUGUUUCAAGCCGUUUUUGCAAGCCAGCAAGGUGGCUUGUGGAGAAACGAGAGGGUGUUCCGUGUUUCUCGUGGAAAUGCGUCUCUGAUUGGCUCACUCUUCCAGCUCUCGUGGAAAUGCGUCUCUGAUUGGCUCAGUCCUCCUGUUCUUGGAGAGAAUGUAAUGGGAAACAGAGUCGCCACUUCCCCGGGUGGUACUGCACUAUAGGGGCGCCAACGGAGGCGUGCAUGCUCCAUUCAGGGCUGUGCUCUUUCGACAGCGACCCCUAGGCGAGCUGCAGGCACGGAGCAACCAGAGUGGGCUUGCUCUAUGGAUGAGGCUUUGUGCUGUGUGUGUACCUGAGAGUAGCAACCAGCUGAUAGCUAAGCUAAGCUAGAUUUCGGGCCACCAGACGUUGCUUGUAUUGAAAACAAGCAGAAAAAAUUACUCGACAUGUUUUUAGAAAAAUGGGUCGACAUAAACCUUUGUGGCCAACGCCUUCUUUCGACGUGACGAAACACAGAAAGGCUUUCGUGAUUCGCUCGUUUCUCUGCAUUAUUUAUGUCAAUUGGGAAACACCGGGAAACACAGCCAGGCGAGGUGACGCACCGCUAUGAGAGCCUUGCAAGUGAGUUUAACUUUGGGUGACCGUCCGAUAUUCAAAAGGAGUGAGUAAAACUGUGUUUUAUCGGAUGUUGGCCUUUAACUUGUGACUUGACUCAGACUUGAUUAGAAGGACUUGAGACUUACGUACUUGUGACUUGCAAAUUAUUGACUUGGUCCUCUCUCUGCUAAUACUCAAUUUUAUGUGCAAUUUAAUCACCACUAAAUACACUAUUUUUUAUAUGACCACCUUGAUACAUGCACUUAACACACCCAAUUGUCCACCAAUCGUCUUCCUCCACCUGUCACGAUUGUUACAGAGCUGAAAGUACUGAUGUGCCACACCUGGAGAACAUGGACCGGUUGUCUGAUUAAGCGUAGUGCAGUACCAGGGACGCAGUGCCUUCAUAUACAGGGGGUUGUGUAGCGGAUAAUGAAUACGUCUUUAUAUUUAUAUGGUCUAUAUGUACAGUACGUCUAUGCUGGUGUUUCUCAACAGGGGCUCUACAGCCCUCCAUCAGCACUCAGUUGCAAAUGGGAGUCAAUGGUCUAUUUCAAUGUUUUAAUAGGCCUACUACGGGGGCAUUGGCAGCCUUAUGUUUAUGUCAAGUGUGUGUUAGCAGAUUCAUGAUGAGGUCAAGAGGAUGUUUGUUGAAAAAAGCUUGAGAACCUUUGGUCUAUUCUGUAUAUUUAUAGUGUAUAUGUGUAGGGGGAUAGUGCCCUGUCUUAACAGCCUGGGCUAUUAGCAGCUGAGGCUCGGCCCACAAUGCUUUGGGGCAUGGCAAGUAAGACAGUGCAUUGAGUGAGUAGCUGCAUUACUCCCUAUGGAGAGAAAAUAGGCAAUUUACUGUACAAGUUUUGAUGUUUGAACUUUAGUGUGCAUGAAUAAAAAUUUACACAAAAAUGUUUCGCUAGUGUGGUCAAUCCUGUGUACAAUAAUAUAU